Molecule: messenger RNA, 1858 nt
Organism: Rhizophagus irregularis DAOM 181602=DAOM 197198
Lineage: Eukaryota; Fungi; Glomeromycota; Glomeromycetes; Glomerales; Glomeraceae
Cellular component (GO): nucleus
Molecular function (GO): chromatin DNA binding
Source: RefSeq, a predicted model, not a curated record
GGGGAACUCGUCCUUUGUCAGUUUCUGUUUUUUGGGAAUUGGAACAUUAGUGCUAUAAGUCAUGGUGAAUAGGGCUAUUAAGAGUAUUGUUGACCAAAAUAGAGUUUCUAGUCUGUUUCGGGAGACUUUUACUGGGCCAUCAUGCUUAUACCAUUGGCUUAAUAGCUAUAGACCAAGAAAUUACCUUAGAAGAAAUUUGUCAUACAUUCAAAAAUCUCGUAGAAAAACUAUAAAAAACAAGCCUAAACAACAGGAACAACGUCUUACACUUGAAGACUUGUGUAGACGUCGUAAACAGGAAGAAGAGACAAUUUCCACCAGUCGAAUUCAUCGAACCCUUCAACUUACUUUUCAAGGGUUAGUUGCUUACGCAAGCCAUUCACCAGGAAACAGAUCACGUAUCAAUAUUGAAUGUGAAAUCACUGUUUUUGAAGUUAAAAAAUCGUCAAGCAAUAUUGCGAAAAAACGCAAAUUGAACAAUGGAAAGUUUGAAUCGAAUGAUUUUCAAUUAACUCACCGAUCAACUAUUCCUUUAGUGUUAGAUGAAAAUGGUUGUUCAAUGGGGAAUACUUUGUCCAUAGAACCUUAUACAACGAAUAUUAAUGGCGUUACUUCUCAAGAUGUAAUUCUAGGAUUUCGUUUAUAUGCACUCAAUAGCCAAUCAUGGCCUCCUGUUAGUGCGGAGUCUGUAAGGACAAUAAUUAACGGUGAAAAGAGAAAACUUCAUUUAAUACCAAAACUUGUUGAUUGUUCUGAUGGUCGCCGAAUUUUAUGUGUUCAGAUGGGUGUGAUAGAGAACGGAAAUUUUUGUAAAGAUAGACGAUAUGAGCUUGAUCUUAGUUUUGCACGUGAACAAUGUUCAAUAAUAGAGUCAAAUUGGAAAAUGCGUUUUACGGUUAAUUGGAAGCAUAAAGUAAAUCUUCCUUUAAAACCCAUGAGUUCAAGACCAUCCAUAUCUGUUACUGCUCCAAGUGAUGAUCCGCUAGUAACUUACGUUUAUCGUGUCGCUGAUUGUGAAUUGCAUCAAGCAAUGAAAGGAUUUCGUUGCCCAUGGUGUACUAAUCUUAGUUUCAGGGAUAGUGCAUGUUUAAUGUUUCAUCUUCGUAAUAACCAUAUGCAUCUAAAGUUUAAUACAAAGAAUGGCAAACAAGCACCAAGUGAUCGCAUAAUUGUCGUUAGUUCAAACGAUGAUUUGUCAGAACUAGAUUUCUUUGAUAUUGAUAAGCGUGAAGGUACAUGGAACCCAAAGCCAUUUGUGUAUCCUGUAAAGCAAUAUACAACGCCGCCAGUGGCAUUAUCAUCAAUGCCUUCAUUAACUUUUUAUAAUUCUCAAACUUUCAUGCCAUACCAUGUUGAUGACGAUGUGGAUGAUUCUGAGGACGAUAUUUGUACUCAUUGGGUGGAACAAUAUAAUGACGAGACCCUUGAUGAGAUACCAGACGUUAAUGAUAAAGAAAAAUUAAUGAUGAAAAUGUGGAAUAGAUUCAUAGAACCACAAAAGGGCCUUGCUGAUCGUAACCUUCCGGAAGUUUGUUUUCAAUUUUCCAAGGCGCGUGCCGAUCAAAUCAUAUCGUUGGACUUGAGAAAUGAAUUUGCGUUUCAUUUACUCAAUAUUCUCGAAUUUCAACUGAUUGACAGUCAAUGUGUUUCUAAAUGUUUGGGCUAUGUGGAUAAGGUUAAGAAUAAUAACAAAAAAAAUUUAUAGUUGUAUAGUUAUGAGAAAAUUUUAAUACUUGUAUAGACUAUUUAGAUUUCUCACUUAAUUUAUGACAAAAAAAAACUAUCAGACUUUAAUAAUAAUACCUUUUAAUGAAUAGGCAAAAAAAAAAAUUGAUUUUUUAUUUUGCUGAACUUUAUU